Messenger RNA from Ceratosolen solmsi marchali, 678 nucleotides. RefSeq names its product E3 ubiquitin-protein ligase RNF4. Gene Ontology annotation, molecular function: SUMO binding; ubiquitin protein ligase activity; SUMO-ubiquitin ligase activity. The transcript has 2 exons. Gene Ontology annotation, cellular component: SUMO-targeted ubiquitin ligase complex. The coding region runs from base 174 to 653 and encodes 159 amino acids. The record is from RefSeq and is a predicted model, not a curated record. Gene Ontology annotation, biological process: ubiquitin-dependent protein catabolic process. NCBI's taxonomy places the organism in Eukaryota, Metazoa, Arthropoda, Insecta, Hymenoptera, Agaonidae.
AUCACUUGUUUAAAAGAUAUAAAAAUUUCUGUGCUGAAUUGUAAUUAAAAUAUUUAAUCAUUUCAUAUUAAGUGAGGUUAUAAGCCUAUAGUCAUAGCAACUUAAUUACAUGACUUCUGAGGUACACAAAUUAUAAAUAUUUAGAAAUAAAAACUUUUUUAGUUAUAGUUAAUAUGUCACGUACUACUCGAAAACUAAAAACACCAACAGUUUUAGAACCAGAGGAUAUUAUUGAUUUAACCCAAGAUUCUCCUAAUGUAGCUUUUACUUUACCAAGAACUAGUAUUGAAGAAUUAUCUUUAGAAUCUGAAAAUAUUGAACCAAUAAAUAAAAGACCAAGAAAAAGGCAAAAAUUUUUUAAAAAUUCUUCUGUCAUCAUUCAUUUAGAUGAGACUAUAAAUUUAGAUGAUUCUUCAAAUAAUACGAAUAUAACGAAACAAAUACCAGUAUUAGCAAAAACAGAAAAUAAAUCAAUUUUAAGUUGUCCUAUAUGUUUGGAUAAUUUAUCAGAUGAAAAUAUUAAAACAAUGUCAACUCCAUGUGGCCAUGUAUUCUGUUUAGAAUGUUUAAAAGCUAUUACUCAAACGAAGAGUAAAUGUUCGAUUUGUCAAAGACCAAUUAAGUUUUCAAAAUGUAUUCGUCUUCAUAUUUAAAUAUUUUAAAUAAAAAAGUACUUUA